UCGGUCGGGUCUGAGCCUGAGGAGUCAAUGUCUGAGGAGGCUUCAAAAAAUUCGUGAUUGGUGUGGUGUAUCCGUUGAAACUUUUUUCCGCGUUGAUCUACGCGUGUGUUCCCUGAUCGAAUUUGAUUACGAGUGGCUCGCGUGUGUGUUCGCACCUCUUCACCAGACAACGACAGGUACGUCGUUCACAUCCACGUAUCUAGGCAGUCUUGGCUAGCGUUUCGUAUCUAUCGCCCCCGCGGAAAAAUGGUGUGCGUGAGUUCUACAUGCAAGCACGGUUAAUCGGAGAAGCUCGUCAAGAAAUAGGGGGAAUCAGGUGAGAAAUCAGGAGCACCCCGAGGUGUGUCUCGAAGAAGCGGGACCCGAUUGAGGCCAAAGAUUCAUGGACGAGUGGAAGGGAACGUCGUAGAAUUCGCGCUGAGAAGCACCAACGCGAUUUUCAAUUCCAUUAACCAGAUCAACUCCAGAAAGAGAAUAAUUCAAUUCCUCUUGGUCGGCAUUCUAUGCUUCUGCGUGAUCAGAGCUCUUGCAGAAGCGGCGACGUCGUCCCGAAGAAACCCAACCCAGGCUUGAGUGAGAAAGAGAUAGAACGGGUGGAUCGAGUAGAAAGAAAGAGUGGGAAGGGGGAGAAUCCGAGAGAGAGAGGAAUAGAGAGAGACUGCUGUAUAGUAGAGACGUGGUGCGCCUCCUGCUUGCCUUACGAACCGCUUCAAAAACGUUGACCCUGCUCCCUUCGCAGUGCACCCCUCCGCAGCCCGCUGUCCACAGGUUAUUAGGUAGCAAAACCGCGGAGGUGGCGUCAAACCUCCUGAGGAAGACCCCCGAGUGCUGUGAAACUUCCUGUAGCCACUCAAGUUUUACGCAAAAUUGAUCGGGAAAAGUGCUCUUUUGCCCACGGUCGGUUUUUCCUUCUUCCAGUGGCGCUACGGAGUAACGGAACACGGGGCGUACGCGCGAUGUGAAUAUCGUGCUGUCAUUGAUGUCCGAGGUGGUAACGAGAAGCAGAGAAUCUCCACGCGAACGUGCGUGCCAAGAAUAUUUGCUCGACGGGUAGUCGUGGCGACUGCGAAUCGGUGUCAGAAAGGAGUGACAGGCCGGAGAUUUAGUAGACCAAGUGCCUGGAAGAUCAGGCGAGAGGAGGAGGACAAGUCAGGAUGAGCGGGCGACCGAGGACCACCUCCUUCGCCGAAGGCAACAAGCCCCCUGCGAAUCCACCCCUGGGUGGCAUGAAAAUUAGCAGUGGUGCGAUGUACAAUGCAGGCAAGGAUGGCAGCAAGGUGACGACAGUGGUGGCGACUGCUGGAGCUGGAUCAGACCGUCCUCAGGAAGUCUCGUACACGGACACCAAGGUCAUCGGCAAUGGCAGCUUUGGAGUCGUCUACCAAGCGAAACUGUGCGAUACAGGGGAGAUGGUCGCUAUCAAGAAAGUUCUUCAGGAUAAACGUUUUAAAAACAGGGAGUUACAAAUAAUGCGGCGCCUAGAGCACUGCAACAUCGUGAAACUCAAGUAUUUCUUCUACUCUAGUGGUGAUAAGAAGGACGAGGUUUACCUCAAUCUAGUCCUGGAGUAUAUCCCUGAAACCGUGUACAAAGUUGCCCGACACUACAGCAAAAGCAAACAGACGAUACCAAUCAGUUUCAUUAAGCUGUAUAUGUAUCAACUAUUUCGUUCACUGGCGUACAUCCACUCACUGGGCAUCUGCCACAGAGACAUUAAACCCCAAAACUUGCUUCUGGAUCCAGAGACUGGAGUGCUUAAACUCUGUGAUUUCGGUUCAGCCAAGCUUCUGGUCAAAGGAGAACCCAAUGUGUCUUACAUUUGCAGUCGCUAUUAUCGCGCUCCUGAGCUCAUAUUUGGUGCUAUUGAUUACACUACAAAAAUCGACGUGUGGAGUGCAGGCUGCGUUUUAGCAGAACUCUUACUUGGACAGCCGAUUUUUCCCGGUGACAGUGGUGUAGACCAACUCGUGGAAAUUAUCAAAGUACUUGGUACACCGACACGUGACCAGAUUCGUGAAAUGAAUCCUAAUUACACGGAAUUUAAGUUUCCGCAGAUAAAGUCUCACCCUUGGCAAAAGGUUUUCAGAGCACGCACCCCACCGGAAGCGAUGGAAUUGGUUGCUCGACUCCUGGAGUACACGCCAUCGUUACGAAUGACACCUCUUCAAGCCUGUGCGCAUUCCUUCUUCGACGAGCUGCGAGAUCCGGACACCCGAUUGCCCAGUACGCGGGAGCUUCCUCCACUUUUCAACUUUACCGAACACGAAUUAAGCAUUCAGAAGGAGCUAAACGCCAUCUUGAUACCCGCGCAUAUGCGGACUUCGGAAACCACUGGAAGUCAGUCCGAAGCCACGAGUGCUGCCGCAGGUGCUAGUGGUAAUUCUAGUGAUAACAACGUCAACACCAAUACACCUUCCAUCACACAAAAUACAGACCCCAGCCAAUCAACUAUGGCUUAAAUUUCUUUUCUAACGUUGCGUUGCAAGGAUGAUACACUUUAGUUUAUAAAAUCCCAAGAAGGCGAUGAAAACAUCGACCUUCUGAAGAGGAUGUCCCGAUGUAAAUUAAACUCAACGCCACUCCGCUGCGCCGCGUCGCGGUUGACCUUGAGCCCCGCCUGCACAUCUCAAAAUUCCUUCCAAUAGGCUAUCGCUUUCGUUUCGCACGCACGCCCAGCUCAACGUCAACUUGCGUGAUCGGUAGGUUUAAUUCAGUGUAUAUAUGAAAAGCUCAUUUGAAGUCUCCAACGGUAACGGCUAAGGCUAAAUAUGCGACACCUAUUCGAGAAUUGUGUAAUCUACUCCCUAUAAGUAGUUUGAUGCGUCGCUGAGAUUCAAAUCCACUCGCAAGACACUUCGCUCACAAAGACUGAACACUUGCGUUUUUUGCAUCAAAAUUCUACGAAAACAAAAUAAAUAAAACAAGACAUCCUCGCAUGCAAGAAUCGAAAGCAAUUUUUAUUCACUUGUACUGGAAAAGAUGAUCUUUCAACGUUGUCCAAAUACUUGAUUCAUACAUAGUCUGCAAGUUAUCGUCGAAACCUGACUGUUAAACAGCCACGCUCCAUCGUUCACGUUUCGUCGAUUCUAAUCACUGCACGCGCUCUCGCUACUGUAUCAAUUAUAUUACAGGAUGUCUACUCAUCUGGAAGACCUGAAAUUAUCGACGAAUUUUAAAUAAAAUUUUAGAAGAUUAAAUUUUCGUCAUUAUUUUAAUGGAAAGACUGUCUGAUUUGAAUGCUUUAAUCUUUAAAUUUAAAUACUUUUGGAACAGAGCUGAAACUGCAUUUCUCUUUUGGGAGCAAUGGCUACCAAAUUUGACUGGUUUAUUUUUGAGGCUUCAAAAUUCAAACUUGAGGUCUGGAUCCAUUUCAAAUAGUCAUAUGUUCUUUUUUAAAAAAAAUAGGCAACACGCAUUUUUUAUUUUUAAAAAAUUUCUAACAAGUAAUAAGUCUUUGUAGUUUGACGUUCGUAUUACAAAGAACAUUUUUUAAAAAGUAGCCUUGGAAAUAAUUAAGAUAUUCAAAUAUUAUUUCCAGAAUCCAGGUUUGAUAAACUCUCUUGGAAUCCUUCGAAAAAUGUGGGAAAAGUUCAAAAUGAAUAAAAUGGUGUCGACUUGUUUGAAAAUAUAAAAAGCUUAUUUUCAGAAUAACAAAAAUCCACCAGUUUUCUGUUGAACUUACCCUGUUAGUGAAAUCCAGAGCGAAUAAGCAAGACAUCCUGCGAGCUUAAGAUAAAACUUGUAAGUUUUAGCCAACAUUAAACUCGCAGGAUGUCUUCUUCAUAAUGGCACGAAUUCAACAAAAAAUUGACCGAAAGUAUAAGUGCAUUUUUUGUGAAAAUAAACUGUUACAUUUUUUUCUGGCGGAUUUCGAAAGAAGACGGCGCCCCUCAGCAGGAUCCACAAAGAAAAUUUUAAUUAUGUCGGAAACUAUAGAGGUUUAGAGACAAAAUUGAUCUUUUUUGUAAACAAAAAAAAAAAAACAAAAAAAGAAAAAAAAAAUUUCGUUGCCGACAGUGAUGAACCAGCCUACUUUGAAAUAGAUCCGAUCUGAAGAUUUGACCAGUUUUUAAAGAAUAUUUUCAGGUUUUUCCCGGCUUACACAGACAUCCCGUAAACCCUUUGGCCGUAAUUGUCACGUCGAUUAGUUAGAAUAUAACUUUUUGUAGAUUAGGCUUCCCAAAUUCUUUUCACCCAACGCGACGAACUUCUACUUGAAUUAGAGGAGUGAUUUACCUAUAAGCAAACUUCGAUACGCAAUCGUUUGGUAUACAGCGCAUGUAAAACUUUCAACGUUUCUGGUGUGAACAGCAGAUUCGAAGUAGGGAACGACUUUUGCAGAAACGGUGGACCUCGAAGAUUUGUGUGUUUAUAAUGCCUUAUCUUGUACAUAGACUACGGGUUUUUCCCCUUUGGAACCUCUUACUUGACUUGCAGACGUGAACAAUUGUCUUUUGUACAUUAGCCACUAGCUCCGCAGCCUUGAUAGCACCCAGUCUACAUAUCAUUUGGGGAAAAACAAAGGCGUAACUUAUUUAGUUCCUUUUCAGGGGAGGGGCGAGGAAAGUGCCAGAGUUUGCGAUAAAAGUUUAAAGAAUUACAAAAGAAAGCGAAGCAAACUGGAUUGAGCUCUAGAGGUGGAAAGACCUUAGGAUUCAUUUUAGAUUUUUAUCCAUGUUGAUAGAUUCAUUAAGAUUUUAACGAUUAAUUUUAUGGACACAGCCUUACUCAGGUUCUGCCUAAAUUAUUUAACCCUUCCCCCGAUCGCGUGGAACUUUGAAUCCUCUCAAAGCUUCGCUAUUAUAUUUUCUUCGGAAUGUCAUUUACUCCUGUUCUGUGGAUAUUUGAAAUUUAUUUCACACAUCGUUCGCGACAAUUCGGAUAUGUAAUUCAAAGCAGCUAGCGCGUCGUCUUAGUUACAGCAAAAUUUAAAUAACACUGAUUACUCGGAUUGUACGAGCGCUCUAUGACAUGAAAGUUCUUUCGAAUUUCAGGCAUUGAGAAUGAAUGAACUGAGAAGAGGUCUGAAAUCACGAAAAAAAUGAUUGAAACACGGCUCGAUUAUAGAAUGUUGAUUAUUAUUUAUCGUAAUUAUAUAAACUAUAAUAAAUAAAUUUACUUGAAUUAGUA
Molecule: messenger RNA, 5130 nt
Organism: Belonocnema kinseyi
Lineage: Eukaryota; Metazoa; Arthropoda; Insecta; Hymenoptera; Cynipidae
Product: glycogen synthase kinase-3 beta-like
Exons: 7
Coding region: 1155-2459 (434 amino acids)
Biological process (GO): negative regulation of canonical Wnt signaling pathway; protein phosphorylation; signal transduction
Cellular component (GO): axon; nucleus; cytosol
Molecular function (GO): protein serine/threonine kinase activity; ATP binding
Source: RefSeq, a predicted model, not a curated record